AUGCCUGAGCUCAUGAGGAAUGGUCUUAUAAUCAGUUCGCAAAACAUCGCGUACGCCAUCAGCAAAUUCAUCGGCGGUGUGCUGUCCGACCGGUUGUCCUCACGACUCCUGUUCAGCAGUGGGCUCGUGGUGUCGGGUGUGGCCACCAUUCUGUUCGCCCAAAGCGACUCCAUAGCCGUCUUCGCCGGCCUGUGGUUUCUCAACGGUUUGGCUCAGGGCUUGGGUUGGCCCGCCUGUGCCAAAGUGUUGCGCCAAUGGUUCGCUCCCUCACAGUUCGGCACAUUCUGGUCACUCCUGUCAGCGUCGGCCAACAUAUCGGGCGGUCUCUCGCCAUUCAUCGCCGCCUUCAUCAUCAUUAACUACGGCUGGCGUACGAGUCUUGUGAUGGCCGGCACUGUGUCCAUAGCGAUGGCCGGUGUGGCCAUCGUUACGGUUGUCAACUGUCCACAAGAUGCCAAUCUAUCGCCAGUUGUUCCCAAGACUAAUGACAAUAAUAAAAAUAAAUCUAAGAGUGAGACCAAAUGGACAGACCUACUGAAGAGUCCGUUCCUAUGGCUGGUGAGCGUGUCGUAUAUGAGUGUCUUCGCCUCGAAGACCAGUGCCGUUGAUUGGGGACAAAUGUAUUUGAUUGAAGACAGACAUCACUCGCAAAUCAUAGGUUCUUCAUUCACGAGUAGCGUAGAGUCGGGCGGAUUCUUCGGCAGCGCACUGGCCGGCUAUCUCACAGAUCUGGUACUGCGGCGACAGUUGGCGGCCAAAACGGGUGCCGGCGAUGGCAAGAAGUCCAUCAAUCGGUUGACGCCAUCCAACGCCCGAAUGCCGGUCGCCAUCGCUAUGAUGACAGUCGUCGGCCUUUGUCUCCAUUGCUUCCGCUAUCACAUCACCGACACGUCGUCUCAGCUGAUGAUCACAACACUGGGCUUCGUGUUGGGCGCCUGUCUGUACGGCCCGAUCGCCAUCUUCGGAGUGGUGGCCUCCGAGUCGGCGCCACCGCAUCUCAGCGGCACCUCUCACGCCAUCGUAGCCCUGGCCGCCAAUUUCGGCGCCAUUAUGUCGGGUCUGCCGUUCAGUCUUGUGGCCAAACACUACAACUGGUCGGCGAUAUUCCUAUUGCUUGAAAUCGUCACCUUUUUCACCGUAAUUCUCAUGAUUGUUGGCCGCAAUAUACCGGCCCGUAUCGGGACUCCACCCAAACUCCACUAGCGUUUCAUUUGGCAAUACAUAUAGAAAUUGUUAAUUCAAUUAAUACUUUGAUUUAAAUGCUCAACAAAUUUAGGAGAAAUUAAAUUGAC
Molecule: messenger RNA, 1292 nt
Organism: Medioppia subpectinata
Lineage: Eukaryota; Metazoa; Arthropoda; Arachnida; Sarcoptiformes; Oppiidae
Source: the annotation of a GenBank genome assembly